AUGGCGGAUCUGCUGCCUAUGAUGCCGUCUAUGACAAACGCGUAUGUCGUCUGGCCCGAGCUUUACACGUGCCUGGUCGACGCGGCCCGUGUUACGGUAUCCGUUAUGGACAUGGAAUUGACCCAAACCGCCGAGCUCGUAGACGCCAAGUAUAAUAGACCUCGCAAGCUUUACGGUGGACCAGAAGAGACGAUAUAUUUCCGUCGCGAGGUGCGAAAAUCGAGUUUUAGAAAGUUUGGAUCAGACUGGUCCGUGUCCGUCUCGCGCGCCGGCGAUUUCUUCCUGUACAGUUGGUUGGAUAUAACACUACCCUCAGGUAAGCUUAACAACAACGACCCCAACAAGCGCCUGCAUUGGACACACAAAGUGGGUCUAAACAUGCUCAAGCACGUUUCUCUAACCUUUAACAACAUAUGCGCGUUCAGCUUUGACAAAAUUUCGAUGGACUUCUGGACCAAUUUCACGACCCCCACGUCGCACCCACGUACUUCUAACGGAACAAAUCCUUCGGCCCCAACAAAUGCCACCGAUGCCGCCGCCUUCGGACCAACGCACCUCCCCUCUCAUGGAUAUAACCAAUACCAAUAUCGACUUUAUCACCUACGCAACGAAUCCCGCGCACAACUAUUCCAAGCUAAAAUAUCCGGGCGCAUCAGAACCUACUACGGUUUUAAAGGGCUGAUACGGAUCCUCGACCGCAUCUGGCGCUAUGAACGGCUGCCAAACCACUCGUUUCGCCCACGUCUGACCGCCCAAAGCAAUACUCAAUCGGUCAAAGAUAUUGCGUAUCAAUGA
Molecule: messenger RNA, 795 nt
Organism: Sphaeroforma arctica JP610
Lineage: Eukaryota; Ichthyosporea; Ichthyophonida
Exons: 3
Coding region: 1-795 (264 amino acids)
Source: RefSeq, a predicted model, not a curated record